Messenger RNA from Dendrobium catenatum, 3798 nucleotides. Its product is annotated as DNA repair protein RAD4. Gene Ontology annotation, biological process: nucleotide-excision repair; mismatch repair. The coding region runs from base 1 to 3339 and encodes 1112 amino acids. Lineage: Eukaryota; Viridiplantae; Streptophyta; Magnoliopsida; Asparagales; Orchidaceae. The record is from RefSeq and is a predicted model, not a curated record. Gene Ontology annotation, molecular function: damaged DNA binding; single-stranded DNA binding. The transcript is spliced from 16 exons. Gene Ontology annotation, cellular component: XPC complex; nucleus; cytoplasm.
AUGCCUCACCGCCAUUCUGGCUGCAAAUGCCCGGAGGAGGAUAAGACGAAGCAGCCAAACCAGAAAAACCAGCAAAGCAAACAGAACAAUAAGAGGAGGAGGAAAGAAAACUUCCCUGAGCCUCCAGCGGAGAGCCUCAAAAUCGCAUCGGAACAGGAGCUAGGAUUUAGCACCCACAUUGAUUUACUAGUUUUCAAACCAUAUUGCUUAAUGUUUAUAGAUUUUACUACUACUGCAUGCAACCCAUGGUCACGAACAGGACACGCCAACCCGAACUUCUAUGUUAUUUGGUUCCCCAGCGCCGUCAACGUUGGGACAAGGUUACAAGCAGACGAAAAAGGCGCUAAACCGCGAACCCUCGAAUCGAUUCCCGCUACCUUGGAUGCGAAGUUGGAAAGCGGAGAAGCACAAAUGCGAACGAGGAACCAAACCAAGCGCCAUGAAGAAUUCCUGAGCGGCGUGGGUGUUUCAAAGGAGCAAGCGGGGCACGGAGGAGUGGCUGGAUCGGUCCAUGGUGAAGGCUCUAUCAAUGCCAUCUCAGAGGAAGCUGUGGGAAGGCUUCUUAAGAGGGCUAACUCUCGAAAACUUUCAGGGUCUAAUAGAGGCCGCCCUUGGUCUGAAGGUCAUUAUACUUCUUGGGAGUCUAGGGACAAGAUGACAGAGUUGGGUAAUGGUAAAAGAAAGGCUGAUGAGGAGCUUAUGCCUGGAUCCAGUGCAGUAGAUCAUUUUAUUGGUGAUGCAGAUGGAAUCAUGCUGAUGAAAGAUAAACAUUUCGAGAAAAAUGUUCAGUACAAUGUGAAUGAAGUGGACUGGGAAGAGGGAAUGAUUCCUUUUUCUGAAUCAAGAGAUGGAUAUUCUCAUGAACUUGGAAAGGAGUUGACAAUUGAAUUCUCUGAGUCUCCUUCUGCAAAAACGAGGCAUCCUCGCAGGUGUACUGUUGAAGAUAAGGAUUUAGCUGAGGUUGUGCACAAGGUUCAUUUGUUGUGCCUACUAGCACGUGGUAGGUUAGUUGACAGUGCCUGCAAUGAUCCUCUAAUUCAGGCUUCAUUGCUUUCGUUUCUACCAUUGAACUUGUUAAAAAUAGCGGAAGUUUCAAGAUUGACUGCUAAUGAGCUGGGGCCCCUUGUAGAUUGGUUCCGCAACAGUUUUCGUCUUAAAAGUGAAAGUAUUGACCGAGGAUGCUUUAAAUCAAACCUUGCCUUUGCUUUGGAGACUCAGGAGGGGACAAGUGAAGAGAUUGCUGCUCUAUCAGUGGCGUUUUUCAGAGCUCUCAACCUAACAACUAGGUUUGUCUCGAAUAUGGACGUGGCUUCUCUAAAGCCAGAUGUUGACGUGCCUGGAAAUUCAAGCAUUAAUACUCCUCGUUUGAAUACAAAGAUAUCUUCUUCUAUUAGUUCUGUUUCAAGUCCUACUAAAAUCCAUACUCCUGACGAUGAUCAUUUAUCAGAUUCCAGAGAUGAAGCCAUGCACCCUAACACUACAAAUAGUAGCAAGCUCCCCAACUCACCCUGGAAUAAGAACGUCCGCAGAGGCUUAGCUGUUACUAGUAGCUUAAAAGAUGAUAACCAUACUUCAAUGAGCCAAGGUGGUGCUGAGAAUGUAGGUUCUUGUACCACCAAAUAUGAUGAAGGAUCAAAAAGGAAAGGUGAUCUAGAAUUUGAGUUGCAGCUGGCAAUGGCACUCUCAGCUACUGCAACAACAACGAAAAGCCUGGAUAUGGAUGAAUUGCAUAACUCAUCAACUUCCAGUUCCCAUAUGAAAAAAAUGAGGAUCACUAAGACCGGAGAAUCUUUGUUUUCAAGCAGUCGUAGCUCUGGUGCUGUUUGGUCAAGAAAAAAUGGGCCUCCCUUGUAUUGGGCAGAAGUUUACUGUAGUGGUGAAACAGUGACUGGAAGAUGGGUGCACGUUGAUGCCGCUAAUGGUUUAGUUGAUGACGUUGAAAAUGUAGAACCCGCUGCAGCUGUUUGUAAAAAGCCAAUGAGAUAUGUGGUUGCUUUCGCUGGUAAUGGUGCUAAAGAUGUGACUCGAAGGUAUUGCAAGCAUUGGUAUAGGAUUACACCACUACGAAUCAAUUCACAUUGGUGGGAUAAAGUAUUGGCACCUCUGAAGGAGCUGGAGUCUAGCGAAACAGGAGCUAUCGUUCAUUUGGAAGAACUUCAAGAAAAUGUUUCUGAUGUUAUGAAAGAGAGUUAUGAAAUCCAUCAUCCAAAGCCACAGCUCAGUAAAACAUAUGAAGGUUCUGCUUCUCAAGGAGGCCCCGAUCAUGUAAAUAUGGAGAAUAGAGUGGCUUCCAAUCAAAUCAGAGUUGCAAAUGAUAUUCAAACUCCACGUAAAAAACCAAAUCUUUCCACUAGAAAUUCUCUCGAGGAUAUGGAACUGGAAACUAGGGCACUAACUGAACCACUUCCAACCAAUCAACUGGCAUAUAAAAGUCACCACCUUUAUGCGAUUGAAAAAUGGCUGACCAAGUUUCAAACGCUCCAUCCAAAGGGUCCUAUCGUUGGUUAUUGCUCCGGUCAUCCCGUGUAUCCCAGAUCCUGUGUUCAGACAGUACAGACAAGACAAAAAUGGGUACGUGAGGGAUUGCAAAUUAGAGAAAAUGAAAUUCCAGCUAAGGUUAUAAAGCGUUCAAAGAAGACAGAAAAUGAUGAAAUAUUCGAUGUUGGUUUUGCUGAAGAUGGAGAAAAGAGCAUUGAAUUGUUUGGCAAGUGGCAAGUGGAACCGUUGCGACUUCCUCAUGCUGUAAAUGGAGUCGUACCCAAGAAUGAGUAUGGUCGGGUGGAUGUAUGGUCUGAGAAGUGCCUCCCGCAUGGCACUGUGCAUUUGAGGCUACCCAGAUUGGCUACUGUUGCACGGAGGCUUGAAAUUGAUUUUGCAAAUGCCAUGGUUGGUUUUGAAUUCCGUAACGGCCGGUCCUAUCCUGUUUAUGAAGGGAUUGUUGUUUGCACUGAGUUCAAAGAUGCUAUCAUGGAGGCAUACGCUGAGGAGGAAGAGAGGAGAGAAGCUGAGGAGAAAAGGAGGAAUGAAGCAGAUGCUCUUUCAAAAUGGUUUCAAUUACUCUCAUCUAUCAUUACCAGGCAGCGCUUAGAGAGUUCUUAUGCUGGUUCCUUCGCUUCAAAAAACUCGAAUGAUCCUCCUUCCAUCCUCCGUCCUCUUAAUGGCGGCCAAAGUAUGGAGAGAGAAAUCCAAGGAGAUGAUAUAAAAGUUGGUAGAUCGCCUUAUGAAGACUAUGAGCAUGAGCAUGUUUUCUCUUUGGAGAAUCAGAGUCUGGAUGAUGAGAGUUUGGUUCGGACAAAGCGAUGUUCUUGCGGAUUCUCCAUUCAAGUGGAGGAGUUGUAAUAUAUAAAUUGGUAUGAGUUUUGUUCUGAACUAGCAGGAAGCUGCCUAAGCAUGGGAGAUUAAAGCUUCUUUUGGGACUAUUUUCUUAUAAUUUUUAAAGUAGUUUUUUAGUAUAGAAAUUUUCUGAAAAAAAAAAACCUAAAAGAAUGUUUUAAAAAAUUGUAAGAAAGUUGUUCCAAACGAAGCCUGUGACGACUUUCUUUUAGCUUUUUAAAACAAUUUUUUAUUAUAAAAAUUUUAAUUUUUGUAUUAUAAAACUGCUUUAUGAAGCAUUAAGAAAGCCGUCCCAAACGAUGUCUAAGUUAAAUGGAAGAAGCAUCAAUGCUUAGCUUGGAGCUAGUUCUGGUUCAUUUUUUGCUGCAUCCCUCACUUCUAGAAUUUAAUCCUGCUAUAUGAUGUGAUAUGGAGAAAUAAGUAAGGAUAUUCUCAUCAAAUUUGAUCGGAAUGUGUUUUAAACUA